CCGGGUUGCAGAGAUGGAGUACAGAGACACCGAACUGUGAUUUUUGUGUUCCAUCGGUUUGGCCUGUUCCUUUGUUGUUCAGUACAUGGAUUUUUAGCUCUCAGGGUUAAUCGCAACAUCACCGAAUUAUUUUACGGAAUAAGACGCCUUUGUUGAUUCGUACAUCCAAUAUGAUGUCGAAGAGAACACUGACACGGCAAGUACUGUUGUUCAUCUCGAUCCUCUCUCUCGGUUCAGUGCACUCGCAGGUCAGUUAUUCUAUUCCUGAAGAAAUGGUGAAAGGUUCUUUAGUCGGUAACGUAGCGCAAGAUAUAGGUUUAGAUAUAAAGAGACUGAAAUCAGGUAAAGCUCGUAUUUAUACUGGAGACAGCGGAGAAUACAUCGAGCUGAAUAAAGAAAGGGGAGUCCUCCUCAUCAAAGAGAGAAUAGACCGUGAAGCGCUCUGCGGACAGACGACGCCUUGUGCAAUACAUUUUCAGAUAAUUCUAGAGAAUCCAAUGGAGCUAUUCCGUGUAACUGUGGAAAUCACAGAUAUAAAUGAUAACGCUCCUGUUUUUAAAAAGAAUGAGAAAAUGUUUGAAAUAAGUGAAUCUGCUGUAACUGGGGCCACGUUCAUGCUAGAGAGAGCAAUGGACCCAGACGUUGGUGUUAACGGCUUACAGAGCUACGCCCUAAAACCUACUGAUAAGUUUCAGUUGAAAUUAAAAAAUCAACCAGAUGGAAGUAAAAAGGUAGAAAUGGUUUUACAGAAAUCCUUAGAUCGCGAGAAACAGGAGACAAUAUCGUUGUUGUUAACAGCAGUAGACGGUGGUGAGCCUCAACUGUCUGGGACAUUGCAGAUACUUAUUACUGUCUUAGACGCAAAUGAUAAUGCACCCGUUUUUACUCAGGAGAUUUACAAAGCGACCGUUGUUGAAAACUCUCCUAAGGGUGCAGUGCUGGCAAAAGUCAGUGCAUCAGAUGCGGAUAAAGGUUUGAAUAGUGUUGUUAGCUACUCAUUGUCUGGGGGUACUGAAGAUCAGUCUGAUGCGUUUGAGAUAGACAGCAAGACAGGUGAACUGAGAUUAACCGGCCAAAUAGAUUACGAAAAGGCCAAACACUAUCAAAUGUUUAUCGAAGCUAUGGAUGAAGGAGGAUUAUCAGACUCCAGUAAAAUAAUCAUUGACGUUAUUGAUGUCAAUGACAACAGCCCCUUUAUAAAUGUGAUGACAAAGUCGGGUUCAAUAGCCGAAAAUGCAAUGCCGAGUACAGUGAUAGCUAUGAUAAGCAUUAACGACCCGGACUCUGAUAGUAAUGGCCAUCUGAGCUGUGAUAUAAACGAAAAUAUUCCGUUCACGAUUAAAACUACAUCUAAUGGUUUCUAUAGCGUAGUAACAGAAAGUGAAUUGGACCGAGAGAGAGCGUCUGAGUAUAACAUCAGUGUCACGUGUUCUGAUGAGGGCGUGCCCUCGCUCUCCAGCAGCGUCACUCUCACCUUACAGAUAUCAGAUGUGAAUGACAACGCGCCUGUCUUUGAGAGGAGCUCAUAUGAGGCCUACAUUAUAGAAAACAACACACCGGGCCUCUCUAUAUUCACAGUGAAAGCCAGAGAUGAUGACUGGAACCAGAAUGCUCGUGUUUCUUACAUACUGGAGGACUCCUCGGUUAACGGAGUGCCCGUCUCCUCAUAUGUGUCCAUUAGUGCUGACAGUGGAGUCGUCCAUGCAGUGCGUUCUUUUGACUUCGAGCAAAUCAAGGAUUUCCAGUUCCGCGUCAAAGCGCAGGAUGGAGGCUCCCCUCCACUCAGUAGCAAUGUGACUGUGAAAAUAAUGAUCCAGGACCAGAACGACAACGCACCUCAGGUUCUGUACCCAGUCCAGACUGGCGGCUCUCUGGUGGCUGAAAUGGUGCCUCGUUCAGCAGAUGUGGGCUAUCUGGUCACUAAAGUGGUGGCUGUUGAUGUGGACUCUGGACAGAAUUCCUGGCUGUCCUAUAAACUGCAGAAAGCCGCAGACAGGGCGCUGUUUGAAGUGGGCUUACAGAAUGGGGAAAUAAGAACUGUUCGCCAAGUGACUGAUAAAGAUGCAGUGAAACAAAGGCUCACUGUUGUAGUGGAGGACAACGGGCAGCCCUCUCGUUCAGCUACAGUCAAUGUUAACGUGGCGGUGGCGGACAGCUUCCCUGAAGUGCUCUCGGAGUUCACUGACUUUACGCACGACAAGGAGUACAAUGACAACCUUACUUUUUACUUAGUCUUGGCUUUGGCUGUAGUUUCAUUUCUGUUCAUCACGUGUUUAGUGGUUAUUAUAUCAGUGAAAAUAUACAGAUGGAGACAGUCUCGUAUCCUCUAUCAUUCUAAUCUCCCGGUGAUUCCGUAUUAUCCACCGCGUUACGCAGACACUUUGGGGACGGGAACUUUACAGCACGUGUACAAUUACGAGGUGUGCAGGACGACUGACUCCAGAAAGAGUGACUGUAAGUUCGCCAGACCGGGUAGUCAGAACGUCCUGACAAUGGACCCCAAUUUGACAGGAACCAUGCAGCGGAUACAGAGUGAAAUGAGUAUCUUAGACGAACAGGACUCGCAACUGGAGGUUAGUCAAUUUAAUUCAGAUUUUUCCCAUUUGUAUGAUCACUCAAAACAACUUAAUCAGAGUUCGCACACUGGUAAAUAG
Molecule: messenger RNA, 2654 nt
Organism: Osmerus eperlanus (European smelt)
Lineage: Eukaryota; Metazoa; Chordata; Actinopteri; Osmeriformes; Osmeridae
Product: protocadherin beta-16-like
Exons: 1
Coding region: 171-2654 (827 amino acids)
Biological process (GO): homophilic cell-cell adhesion
Cellular component (GO): plasma membrane
Molecular function (GO): calcium ion binding
Source: RefSeq, a predicted model, not a curated record